Molecule: messenger RNA, 1852 nt
Organism: Ruditapes philippinarum (Manila clam)
Lineage: Eukaryota; Metazoa; Mollusca; Bivalvia; Venerida; Veneridae
Exons: 8
Coding region: 189-1724 (511 amino acids)
Source: RefSeq, a predicted model, not a curated record
GAUGUAAAUUUAUCAAUAAAUUAGGCUGGAUUUAAAAAGGUGUUUAAGAAAAAUCUUAUUAAACAAGAACUGUUAUAAUACUGAAUUGGUGCUAUUAUAUAAAACCUUAACGUAACAGUGUACAUGUGAUGCACUUGACGUUGACGUUUAAGUGACGUCAUUCUAUUAACAUUAGUUAACUUUGGAUUAUGCAGCAAAUGAAUAGUAACUCGUUGUUAAUCGUAUGUUCGUGCCUUAUUUUCGCAAGAUUCGUCAGAGUUGCAGCUACAGGAACACAAACUCAUUACAACGUAAGGAUUGGUGCAGCCGUGAAUUUUCAUCUUCCUGACGUGUCAAAAUGUGCCAAAUUCGUCUUAACCGACCCUUUCGACAAUAUUAUUGUCACUGUAUACAAUAUGUCAUACACAGAAACCGACAGAAAGUACGUGGAUAGAAGUAUUAUAGGACGGCUCGAUAACGGAACUUGGGUGCUCACCUUGCACAACAUUCUACAGAGUGAUAAUGGAACAUUUCUGAUAAAGCCUAGUAGUGGGCAAAGUCCGGAUUUGUGCUGGAGAAUAUAUGUGUUGACAACCUAUGAUAUUCACUGGACGUUGUGGAGCGCAUGGUCUGCCUGCGACAUGUCUUGCGGUCCCGGAAAAAGAACGCGCACGAGACAAUGCAUACGACCCACGUGUUUGCUUGGAGACAAGGUAGAAACAGCCAUAUGUGAAGGCAUCCAACAAUGUGAUGUUUUCGCCACAGUUGGAUCAAUGGCUUAUCAAUGGACAGACUGGCAGUCAUGGGGAGCUUGCAGUGUAACAUGCGGAUAUGGAGUGAUGACUCGUGUAAGACAGUGUCAUGAUGAUAAAGCUAUUAUUGAAGACCGGAGAUGUACCGGAAGUUCCAAAGAAAACAGAACAUGUUCGAUCUCCGAGUGUGAACCCACAGUAGGAUCAAUGGCUAAUCAAUGGACAACCUGGCAGUCAUGGGGAGCUUGCAGUGUAACAUGCGGAUAUGGAGUGAUGACUCGUGAAAGACAGUGUCAUGAUAAUGAAGCUAUUAUUGAAGACCAGAGAUGUACCGGAAGUUCAAAAGAAAACACAACCUGUUCGAUCUCUGAGUGUGAACACAUUGACGAAACCAGUCCCGGAAGUGGUAAUUUAGGAGCAGACGAAAAGGUCGUACAACUUCCGUUAUAUAGCAUUGUUGGAGCCGGUGCGGGUGUAUUUAUUCUCAUUCUGAUUAUUGUCAUAUGCGUGCUGGUGAUGCAACUUAAAAAGAGAGAUUCUUUUAAAAGAGGUAAACCAUCAAAAAAGGCAAACAUACCAAAGAAGGAGUCAAUUAUUUCAUUUUCAAGUCAGGGUAUCAGUGGUGUUCACGUGUAUGACGAAAUAGACGACGCCAAAUCACAGAGAAUGUCUGUUGUCACAAUUGAUAACCCUUACGUCACACUGCCGAAAUCACCAAGGGGACAGCAUGCUACAAGAAAUAACGCGGUCACAUAUUGUAAUAUUGAGGAAAAUGUGUUUUUAUUUGAUAACAGUGGAAUAGGAGGACAGUCCGAAAACCGAAAGGCAUCAUGCGCAUAUCAGAAUACUGAAAGUAACCCGGAUCAGUUUGACAGUAAUAAAUUGACGGUCCCUAGACAUAUGUCUGUAGAUAGUACUGGGUAUCUAAUGCCGGGAACCACAAUGGAGCGGGCGCAAGCGAGACGCAACAAAAAAUAUUCCAAAGAAAAAUAAUUAACCGGAAGUUUCAAACUCACCUCGUAACUGUUACUUCCGGUGUAAAAUGUGAAUGAAAUUGACGAAAUCGCAUCUUCUCGGCCCUUUCCGUCAAACUUCGGAUAAAAACGUUAUAAUGAAUAAUA